AUGGCAACUCCAAAAUCAAAAGGCGGUUCAUGUUGUGCAGUUGCCUCAUGCAAAAAUUAUUCAGGCAAAGCCAAAAAUACUGGUAGAACAGAUUUGUCUUUUCACAGGUUUCCAAAGGAUGAUUUGCUUCUUAAAGUGUGGUCGAAUAAAUGUAGGAGAAAUGAUGUAUGGAAUCCUAGUAAAUCAUUUAUAUGUUCUGAUCACUUUAAGGAAGAUGAUUAUGUUAGAGAUUUAAAAUCUGAACUGUUGGGGUAUGCUCCAAGAGUCAAAAUUUUAAAAACUAAUGCUACACCUUCACUUAAUUUACCUGAUGGUCACGACAAGUGUGUUUCAGAAUCUGGUAUUCAGCGUCAAAAACGAAGAGAAACUAAAAUAUUUAGACAGGCGCAUGAUGAGAUUAUCACUUUGGCUCUAAAUGAUAAUGUACCAUCUUCUUCUACUCAACAUUCAGAAUGUGACCUAGAUCCAACUCAAUCAUUGGGGCUUGUCACAAUCUCAAGAUUAUAA
Molecule: messenger RNA, 507 nt
Organism: Acyrthosiphon pisum (pea aphid)
Lineage: Eukaryota; Metazoa; Arthropoda; Insecta; Hemiptera; Aphididae
Product: THAP domain-containing protein 4-like
Exons: 3
Coding region: 1-507 (168 amino acids)
Source: RefSeq, a predicted model, not a curated record